Molecule: messenger RNA, 2841 nt
Organism: Cynocephalus volans (Philippine flying lemur)
Lineage: Eukaryota; Metazoa; Chordata; Mammalia; Dermoptera; Cynocephalidae
Gene: ZRSR2
Product: zinc finger CCCH-type, RNA binding motif and serine/arginine rich 2
Exons: 12
Coding region: 23-1495 (490 amino acids)
Biological process (GO): mRNA splicing, via spliceosome
Cellular component (GO): spliceosomal complex; U2AF complex
Molecular function (GO): pre-mRNA 3'-splice site binding; metal ion binding
Source: RefSeq, a predicted model, not a curated record
GGGGCGGAGGGGCGCUAGCAAGAUGGAGGCGGCUCAGGAGGCAUCUGUCCCAGUGAAACUGAGUCGCAAAAAGUACAGGGCCGCCCUGAAGAAGGAGAAACGAAAGAAACGUCGGCAGGAACUCGCUCGAUUGAGAGACGCAGAAAUCUCAGAGGAGGAUGAGGAAGAUGACACUUUGACUGAAGAACAACAACUAGAAGAAGAGAAGCUGUUGGAGAGAGAGAGGCAAAGAUUACAUGAGGAGUGGUUGCUGAGGGAGCAGAAGGCGCAAGAAGAAUUCAGAAUAAAGAAGGAAAAGGAAGAGGCAGCUAGAAAACGGCAGGAAGAACAAGAGAGAAAGUUAAAGGAAGAAUGGGAAGAACAGCAGAGAAAAGAGAGAGAAGAGGAGGAGCAGAAACUACAGGAGAAGAGAGAAAGAGAGGAAGCUGCGCAGAAGAUGCUGGAUCAGGCUGAAAAUGAGUUGGAAAAUGGUGCCACAUGGCAAAACCCAGAACCACCCAUGGAUUUAAGAAUAAUGGAGAAAGAUCGAGCUAAUUGUCCAUUCUACAGUAAAACAGGAGCUUGCAGAUUUGGAGAUAGGUGUUCACGUAAACAUAAUUUCCCAGCCUCGAGUCCCACCCUUCUUAUUAAAAGCAUGUUUACAACGUUUGGAAUGGAGCAGUGCAGGAGGGACGACUAUGACCCUGACGCCAGCCUGGAGUACAGUGAAGAGGAGACCUACCAGCAGUUCCUUGACUUCUAUGACGAUGUGCUACCGGAGUUCAAGAAUGUGGGGAAAGUGAUUCAAUUCAAGGUCAGCUGCAACUUGGAACCUCAUUUGAGGGGCAAUGUGUAUGUUCAGUACCAGUCGGAAGAAGAAUGCCAAGCAGCCCUCUCUCUGUUUAACGGGCGAUGGUAUGCAGGACGACAGCUUCAGUGUGAAUUCUGUCCAGUGACCCGGUGGAAAAUGGCCAUUUGUGGUUUAUUUGAAAUACAACAGUGUCCAAGAGGAAAACACUGCAACUUUCUUCAUGUGUUCAGAAAUCCCAACAAUGAAUUUUGGGAAGCUAAUAGAAACAUCUACCUGUCUCCUGAUCAGACUGGUUUCUCCUUUGGUAAAAACUUGGAGAGGAGAGAACGGAUGGGCCACCAUGAUGAAUACUAUGGCAGGCCCAGGAGAAAAAGAAACCUUAGUCCAGAGUAUUCCUACAUAAGAAAUGGGGAAAUUGAGAAGAAAAGGAGAAGUACUGACAGGGGAAAGAGAUCUCACAAACAUACAUCAAAGAAUCGUGAGAGGCACAGUUCACGAAGUAGAGAAAGAAAAAGGGACCACAGCUGGGGCCGGAGCAGCCGAAGCCAAAGCCAAAGCCAGAGCCAGAGCCUCAGGAGCCGCCAGAGCCAGAGCCAGAGUUCUUCUAGGUCCAGGAGUCGUGGCAGGAGAAGAUUUGUCACCCCACUUCCCCUGGGUGACGGAGCUGCAAAGGAUUACUCAAAGCCCAUCUCUACUGAGCAGUGAGAAGCCCUGAACUUCCCUGGAACCCUCCAGCAAGAAGCAUCCCUUCCUUAGGAAAUUAACCCCAAGUUGGGGUUUUCUUCCUGCAUUUAUUUUCCGGACCAGGAAGUUACAGGAAGAGAACAUAGGUGGGGUUAUAGUUUAACAAUAUAGGCUGGUAACUUUCUGUGAAACAAGUCAGAUGACAUUCCCUUAGACAAUUAAGUGAUCCACCAACAAAAGUUUGAUCUUAGCAAACAUUCCUUCUCCCUCCAGCAAUUUUCCAGUAUCUAUCUUUACACAUCAGUCAGUAACUAGUCUGUCUUUGAGCCAGCAACCUUGCUGUGUUAGAGAUCUUACACCAAAGACUUUAUAGCCUGAGGAAAAUUUCCAUUCCUCCGCAAGGUCAAUAUUUGAAACUGCAAGGCUUUGGAAAACCAGGCCCUGUGAAGUACAUUUGCUUUAAGAAUCCUCUACCAAAAUCCAACUUAUUCCACUCUAAAUGUGUGCUUUACCCUAAAAAUUACUGAAAACUUCCAGAACUAUCUACCAGGUUCACUAAUGCUGAAUAAUUAUCACUAAAAUCAGUAUUUUUCAGUACUUUUCUAAAUAUAGCCCAGAUAUACACAAUUAAAUGUGGUAUGCAAAGCUGAAAACAGAUGCUCCUUGACUUAUGAUGGGGUUACAUCCUGAUAAACCCAUUGUAAGUUGAAAAUGUCGUUAAGUCAAAAACGCAUUUAAUACACCUAACCUACCUAACAUCAUAGCUUAGCCUAGCCUAACCUAGCCUACCUUAAACAUACUCAGAACAUUAGUAUGUUCUACAUACUAAUAAUGUAAUGUUCUUACAUUAGCCUACUUAGCCUAUAGUUGGGCAAAACCAUCUAACACAGGGCCUAUUUUAUAAUUACAUGAAUAGCUCAUGACAACUGGUAUUUCAGUGACUUUUUCCCUCAAAUGUUAAUAGGCAGUGUGGUAGGGAGGGAAGGUUUUUAAACCACUGGUUCAUUAUUCUGAUAAAUGUACAUCUUGAACUUACUGAAUUUAUUAAUGUAUUUUUGUACAUAUAACAUGAAUUACUAUUUAUGAUCCAAAAAUUACAACUCUACAUUGCUAGCAGAAGCCCACAGGGAUAUUUUCAGUGAAUAGUUGCAUGUCUGAGGCUCUUUAAACCUAUGUCUUUUUAAAAAAAUUUUUUUUUCUGUUCAUCCAGUUAGGGGGGCAGGGAGGAGGGAAUGAGAGGAAUCCAGUUGAUUUGAAUACUCUUGAUUACCUGAUAAUUAGAUAUUCAUUCAUAAAGAGUAAAGUCAAUUGCAUCAAGGUUUUAAAAGCGGCAUUUAUUGAUUGAAAAUAAAUGUGUAGAUAAGCUC